This is a messenger RNA of Emiliania huxleyi CCMP1516, 2361 nucleotides long. RefSeq lists its product as hypothetical. Gene Ontology annotation, biological process: RNA methylation. Gene Ontology annotation, molecular function: methyltransferase activity; metal ion binding; RNA binding. Bases 1 to 2361 code for a protein of 786 amino acids. The transcript has 6 exons. The record is from RefSeq and is a predicted model, not a curated record. Lineage: Eukaryota; Haptophyta; Isochrysidales; Noelaerhabdaceae.
AUGGGCAAGCGCAAGCAGCGCGACCCGGGCGGGUACGCGGCGGACGGCGGCACGGAUGGCUACCCGCCGCCACCGCUCCUCGAGAACGAGCACUUUGAGACGUACUACCGCGGUCUCGGCCUCGUGCCGCCGUCCGAGUGGGACGCCUUCUUGGCGGCGCUACGCACGCCGCUCGGCGUCUCGUUCCGCAUCACGGGGCGGCCCGACGACCCGACCGCCCUCGCGCUGCGGGACUGGAUGGAGCGCAAGCACGUGCAGCGGAUGCAACAGCUCGUCGUGCCCGGCGCUGGCGCGGUUCCACCGCCGACACCGAUCCCGUGGCUGCCCGGAAGGCUGGCGUGGCGGUUCGACGUGUCGCGCGCGACGCUGCGCGGCAAGGGCGUCCGCCGCGCCGACGCCGACGGCCCGGCCCAGGACCCGACGCCAGAGGAGGCGGCGUCCAAGUCGACGCUCGCGGCGUUCCACGAGUUCUUGACGCAGGAGGUGGAGCUCGGCAACAUGAGUCGGCAGGAGGAGGUUUCGAUGGUGCCCCCGGAGGUGCUGGAGGUCCGCCCCGGCCAGCGCGUCCUCGACAUGUGCGCCGCGCCCGGUUCGAAAACGCAGCAGCUCCUCGAGUGCUCCGCCGGCUCGCUCGCCGCCACGUGCGGAGGAAUGGUGAUCGCCAACGACGCAGAGUACAGGCGGUGCCAUCUGCUUGUGCACCAGGCUAAGCGGCUGAACUCGCCGCUUCUCGUCGUCACCAACCACGACGCGCAGAUGCUCCCCACGCGGCUGGAUGUCGACGGCAGCGGCCGGUUGCGCUUUGAUCGCAUCCUGUGCGACGUCCCGUGCUCGGGGGACGGAACGCUGCGCAAGUGCCCCGACCUGUGGCGGCGGUGGAACGAGAAGCUGGCGUGGGGCGUCCAUCGGCCCAAUAGCGCGCCCUUGCUGCAGCUCGCAAUCCUCUCGCGCGGCUUGUCGCUGCUGCAGCCGGGCGCGCCGGCAGACCCUGGCGGUCCCAGCCAGCCUUGUCUGGACGCAGAGGCGGUGGUGGCGCGGGCUCUGCUCAAGGCCAACGCCGAGGAGUCACUGGCCGGAGGAGUCACGCUUGUGCGCACCGACGAGCUGCUUCCCGGCCUCAAGCGGCAUGCUGGGGUGGGCUCGUGGCGCGUCUUUGCAAACGGCCGCUUCUUUGAGUCCGUGGAGGCGCUCCGGGCCGAGGUUGGCGACAAGGCGUGUGACUCUUUCUUCCCGCCGCCGCCGGACGUCGCGUCCGAGCUCCACCUGGAGCGAACGAUGCGGGUCCUGCCCCACCAGCAGGACACGGGCGGCUUCUUCAUCGCAGUCUUCGAAAAGGCGCCCGUGGGCAGCGGGGGGGGUGAGGGGGGUGGAGCGGCGGACGCGGCGGACGCGGCGAUGGCGGCGGAGGAGGCUGCGGGAGCGGCGGAAACGCAGGCCGCGGCGAGGGGCAAGGAGGGUGCGGGGGUUCGGGCGGCACACGGCGAGGAGGGCUCCGCAGCCCUCGCCGUCGGCGAGGGCGGCGAGGAAGGCGGUGUGCCGUGCGGAGGCGCCGACGAGGCUGGUUGCGUCAUCGACGAGGUGGCGGAGCGGGAGAAGGGGCAGCAGCACGGCCUCUGCUACGCCUUCCAGAACGGGUCUUGCCUCCGCGGCGCAGCCUGUCGCUUUGGGCACGUCCUCGGAGGCGCGGACGCGGGCGCGGGCUCACGGUCGCUGCCCAAGGGCGCGAAGCUCGCCCCACACGUGCGGGCGGUGUUGCACUGCUCGCCGCGCAACAAUGGCAAGUACGAUGCGAUCUUUUCGCUCGCUGACUCGUUUCUGGGGCAGGUGCGCGAGUUCUUCGGCCUCGGAGGCGCGUUCCCCUUCGACCAGCUAAUUGCGCGCUCUGCCACGGGCAAGAGUGUGAUCUUCCUUGCCCCCGCGCUGCUGGCGCUGCUGCGGAGCGACGUGCAGACCAAGCUCAAACUCGUCAACACCGGCGUGCGUUUGCUCGAGAAGUGUGACGACCCGCUCAUGCCCUUUGGCUUCCGGCUAACGUGCGAGGGCGUGCCUUGCUUGCUGCCAUACAUGACGAAGCAGCUCCUUUUCCUUUCGACGCCCGAGCUGCGCGCUUUGCUCACGCGCCGCUCGCUCGCGCCCGACGUUGGCAACCCUUCCUUGGUCGCUGCUCUCGAGACGGCGGCCGCUGGCUCUGUGGCAAUUGUGCACGACCCCCAGGGGCGGCGCGCGUUCGAUCCGACCGCGUUUCCCCUGCAGCUCUCUCUCGCAGCGACGCGCACGGACCGCUCGCCACCCACUCUAACGCUGCACCUCAAGAAGUCGGAGUGCGAUUCGAUGCUCCAUCGGCUGGCGCCCGCGCGGUAG